Messenger RNA from Ilyonectria robusta, 1080 nucleotides. RefSeq lists its product as uncharacterized. Bases 1 to 1080 code for a protein of 359 amino acids. Lineage: Eukaryota; Fungi; Ascomycota; Sordariomycetes; Hypocreales; Nectriaceae. The record is from RefSeq and is a predicted model, not a curated record. Gene Ontology annotation, molecular function: nitronate monooxygenase activity. The transcript has 6 exons.
AUGAGCGCAUCCAAGCUUCUAAGUCGGUUCCAGUGGGUCACGUCACCCCUCAUCAUCAGCGCGCCCAUGGCCGGGGCUGCGACCCCGCGCCUUGCGACUGAAGUGAGCAAGGCCGGUGGCUUAGGUUUUAUUGGGGCAAUCGCGGACCUCGGAACCGAGUCUCCCCAGCUCUCGGCGCUCGAUGCUGAGCUGAGCGAGGCUCGUGGCCUACUUGGCGAUGACCUACCGGCAAGCAGUCCAAUUCAAGUCGGUGCGGCCUUCAUUACCAGCGAUGCCUCCAUGACUGCUUUUGCCGAUACGGCGCUGCCCGUUCUUGCAAAGCACCGUCCUGCAGCGGUAUGGCUGUUCGCACCUGAUGGUGACUUGAAGCCUCAUCCGGCAAUUAUCAAGGGACUCAAGGGUCUCGACCCACCUCCUGUCGUAUUUGUCCAGGUGGGAAACGUUGCGGCGGCGAGAGAGGCCGUGAAGGAUGGCGCAGAUGUACUUGUGGCUCAGGGAGUCGAUGCUGGCGGCCACCAGUUCCGUCAAGGAACGGGAAUCGUCACACUGGUCCCAGAAGUGAGGAGCAUGCUUGAUGAAGAGUUUCAGGGAAAGGAUAUAGGGCUCGUAGCUGCGGGAGGUAUUGCUGACGGGAGGGGUGUGGUUGCGGCCUUGGCCUUGGGUGUGUACCUGAGUCGCGCGGAUGCAGCGGUGAUGGGGACAAAGUUUACCGUUGCCCCUGAGUCGAAGUACCCUGACUUCCGAAAGGAAACUAUUCUUAAAGCCGUCGAUGGCGGAGUGUCGACGUUGAAGUCACCAUUCAAUGACCAAAUCACCAAAAGCACCCUUUGGGGUCCCCUCUACGACGGCCGAGCCAUCAUCGGGUCUAUCCAUGAGAAGUUUCUCGCGGGAGCAUCGCUUGAAGAGUGCCAGAAGAGUUUGAAGGAGGACUACUCCGAAGAAGAAGCCGACCGCAUUACUCGUACUUGGGCGGGAGCCGGUGUUGGACUUGUGAAGAAGGCACAGCCUGCUGGGGAUAUUGUCCGCGAGGUGCAGAAGGAAGCCUUGGCAGCAAUUCGGGGUCUGGCAGGCUUGAUCUAA